Drosophila melanogaster (fruit fly) is the source of this 1700-nucleotide messenger RNA. RefSeq lists its product as uncharacterized. Bases 24 to 1595 code for a protein of 523 amino acids. Gene Ontology annotation, molecular function: serine-type peptidase activity; hydrolase activity; serine-type endopeptidase activity. The transcript has 7 exons. Gene Ontology annotation, biological process: proteolysis. NCBI's taxonomy places the organism in Eukaryota, Metazoa, Arthropoda, Insecta, Diptera, Drosophilidae. The record is from RefSeq and is marked reviewed. Gene Ontology annotation, cellular component: extracellular region.
AGUCGUACAUUGCCUAGGGAGAAAUGCGGUCGUUGGUCUCGGUUGCUUUGUUAUCUUUGUUAACUUUGUGUGUUACAGAAAAUGAACACUUUAAGUUUUUAGAGACUCCUUGUGGGAUAUCAACCCGUCCCAAAAUUAGCGGUGGUGACGAUGCAGCCGAGCCAAAUUCUAUAUGGAUGGCAGCGAUAUUCAAUUCAUCCGAUUUUCAAUGCGGUGGCACAAUUAUACAUAUGCGUUUUGUGUUAAGUGCUGCUCAUUGCUUGGUAAGAGGAUAUGAUCUAUACGUGAGGUUGGGGGCACGCAACAUAAAUGAGCCCGCUGCUGUCCACACAGUCAUUAAUGUCUUUGUGCACCAUGACUUCAUUGCAUCGGAAUACCGAAAUGAUAUAGGACUGCUUCAACUGUCGGAGAGUAUCGUCUACACAGUUCGAGUUCAACCAAUUUGCAUCUUUUUGGAUCCGGCUCUCAAAGGGAGUGUUGAAAAAUUGAAAACGUUCAGAGCCCUUGGCUGGGGAAAUAGGAACGGAAAAUUGAGCAUAAUGUUGCAAACCAUCUAUCUUCUACACUUGAAAAGAAAUGAGUGCAAACGCAAAUUGAACUUUAAUCUCAAUUCAAGACAGAUUUGCGCUGGAACCAAAAAUGGAGACACCUGUAGAGGCGAUUCUGGGGGUCCCUUGUCCACGAAUAUAUUGUUUCCUUCCAAUAAAAGUUAUGAGGUGCAGUUAGGAAUCGUAAGCUUUGGGGAUCCAGAAUGCCGUGGAGUAGGAGUCUAUACCGACGUGACCAGCUAUGUGGAUUGGAUCUCAUCGACAAUAGCUAGAAAUGACUACCUACCAAUCGGCGUGUCCGGGGGAGACAUUGCCAUGGGCAAUCCCAUUGCUCCUGACGCUAAUCGGCACUGGACUCCUGCGGCUUCACCACCACUUCCUUCGAUGUUGUACAAUAGCUGCAGUCAGGAUAUCGCGGCACCGAUCGCGCAGCUAAGAAUUUAUUGGCCUGGUUCUUAUGCCGUUGGCGUAUUAAUAACAGAUCAAUUGAUCAUCGCUGCUGCCACAGACCUGCCCACAGUUGCCGCCUAUUUAUACGUGUUCGUAGUGCUCGAAGGAAUAAGCGCAAUCAACCAAAUUGAAUCGGUUUCAAAGCACCCAAAUUUUACUACGAAUGAUUACCGAAAUGACAUAGCAGUACUCAAACUUGUUCGAUCAAUAAGCAGCACAGCAAUGAAACCCAUCUGCAUUUUGACAACGCAAAUAUACCAGCAAAACGCCGAAAAGGCUCGAGAAUUGAAAAUAAUUGAUACAGAUUUAGCUGAACAAUUCGACGUCAGGCUAAUGGAAGGGAGCCAAUGCGCGAAACAUCUCGGAUUUCAAAUCAACGAAAAUCAAGUGUGCAUGGUAGAUCCAUCCGACACAAGUAAUCCCCGCCAGAAACGUAGCUACAUAGUGGUUGGAGGGAUGAAUGCCAAUGGCCAGAUACGCUACAUUUUGGUGGGCAUUUUCAGUUUUUCAUCGAAAAACAUACUCGUUUUUACGAAUGUUAUGAGGCACACGGAUUGGAUUCUUUCCUUGCUAUAUUCGUUAAAUACGUCAUCUUAAAAUAUUUAAAUGCCUUAAAAAUGUAAAAGCACGUGUAAAUACCAAUUACUGACAUACGAGUGAUUGGUACAUGUUUUAAUAAUAAAGUAACAUACGCUAACGAAU